This is a messenger RNA of Paramecium pentaurelia, 5049 nucleotides long. The record is from the annotation of a GenBank genome assembly. NCBI's taxonomy places the organism in Eukaryota, Ciliophora, Oligohymenophorea, Peniculida, Parameciidae.
AUGAUUGCAAAACUAAACAAGAAAGGAUAAAUCAACUUGAAAGUGUUUUUAUUGGAAAGACUGCUUCAUUUAUAUUAUUUUGUAAGUCUUUAAAAGAUUAUAUUUUAUUUGAUUAGCGUUUUAGGUGACUUAUAAUUUAUUACAUUUUUAUGGGUUCCUAUUUUUGAAUCAUAGAAAUUAACAUUUUUUUAAAAUAAAAUUAAUUAUGAGUCAUUUAUCAUAUACUUAAGCAGAAUUGAUGAGUUGAUAAAUUUUCAAUUUAAUUCAUCUUUACAGUAUUAUUUUAUACCACUCAUAAUUUAAAUUUUUAUGUUUAUUAUUCCUUUACUCAUGUUGAUUUGUUUAUAAAACAAGUAAAUGAAUCAAAGACUUACAAUAAUUAAUUAUUACUUGAAGAUUAGUUCAAUAUUUUAUCAAAUAUUUAUAACCUAUUUAUUUGUUCCAUUUUUAGUGUUAAGCACUCAAUCAUUAAUUAUAUCCUUUAACCAAAAUGAUUCCAUUUACAAUAUAACUUUUACUACAUUUUCUAUUUUUUUAACAAUAAUCAUACUUAUGGUGAAUUUAUUGCUCAACAGAGAGACAAUUGAUUUAAAAGUAAAUAGAUUCUAAAAAUUCAAUUAAACGUUUUUGGAUUAUCUGUAAAUAAUACUUUAGAUUUUGUAAAUAUUUGUUUAUGGUAUCAUUAAGGGUGAAAUUAAUGGAUAAACUUUAUAAAGUGUUUUAGUCCUAACUAUGUCAUUUAUAAAUAUUUUAUAAGUCUUCUAAUAUGAAUAUACUGAUAUAACAAAAGCUAAAAUCAGUUUGAUUACCUCUUCUUUUGGAUGUAUCACAUCAGUUUUUUAAUUAAUUAAGAGUCUAAAAUAAGAUUCGAGUUCCUAAUUUACAAAUACUGGAAUAAUUAUAAUUUUUAUAUCUUUAAGUAAAUUAUUAUUAAUAUUCCAUAAUCAAAGGGAACAGAGUACUUUAAAUAAUAUUUUAUAUAUAAAAUAACACAAAAUAAUUAAGUAUUAUUUAUCAAGACUUAUAACUGAUGAUUUAAAUAAAAGUGAAAAAACUGUAAAUAAUUCUCUAGUAUUACAUUGGAUGAGAAAAAUGGUUGAUCAAAAUACAAAUGAUACAUAAGUAAAAUCAAAUUAUGUAAAUAUAUUAACAUCUCAAAAUUUAGAUGCCUUUAUUUAAAAAAAACUACAAUAAUUUGUAAAAAGUCUUUAAAAAAUAAAAGGAUAUGAUUUACAUUAUAUAGCCUUGUUAUUUAAUUAUGGUUAUUCAAAUUUAGCAUUAAUUUAAAUUAAUUAAUUAAUCAAUAAAUCAUUAAGUUUAACAACUUAUAAAGGUUUUAUUGGAGAUGCUGAUAUUUAAAGUAGUGCUAUAAAUAGCACUUAAAAAUAUUCAGUUCAUUAAUCAGCAUGUAGCAAAACUCUUAAAUCUAAUACAGAUGAAAUAAAUGACAUAUCAAAAAAAGAUUAGUUUAAAAAAAGUAAAUUAUUAUUGAUUGGAAAUUAUUAAUUAUCAUCAUUAAAUACUGCAAAAGCAUUAUAUUUAAAAAGACAAAUAAAAGAAAAUUUAUAGUUCAAAUUUUAUGCAAAUAACAAUUUUAAAUCGCAGUAAAAUAAUAUGAGAUUGGGAGUUGAAUUAUUUUUAAGGAAUGAAAAAAGAAUUUAAGGAUUAAGAAGUGCAAUGAUUUAUAUGAUUAAUGAAAAAACCUAAUUUAUGCUAUAAUUUACAACGAAAAAAGCAAUUGAUGCUGAUUAAUUAUAUGACAAUGCAAUAAAACUUAGUAAAAUAACAUAAAAUCUAGAAAACAAAUUAAAUAAUAGGUAUUAAUAAUUUCCAAGUUUAAAAAUAUAAACAAUGAUGGUAUUUUAUUAAGGAGAAAUUCUAAAUAAUUAUAUAGAUGCUUAAAAAUAUAAAAAUUUAACAUCCAUGCCUGAAGAACAACUAAUAAAUAUGGAUAUUAAUAUUAAAAAAGCAUUUUUCUCAAAAAAAGUGGUUUAUUUAAAUAUCGAACUUGAAUAUAAUUAAAAUUUAUUGAUAACAGGCAAAUCUGAAAAUGCAUUAAGAUUUUUUUAAAUAUCAGCAGAAGAUUCAAAACAUUUUACUAAUGUUGAUUAUCUCCUUCCCUUGGCUAUUAAAAAUGAACAUAGUUUAUUAGUGUAAAGAUAUAUAUAAACAAGUUAAUCUAGAUUUUACCUAAUGUAGAAUUAAACUUUUUUUAAAUUUAAUAAUUUAUUAAUUAAAUAGUGUUUACUCCUAUUUGAUAUUCAUUUCGAUAAUUUAAAUCAUUACAGGUUUUCAACUUUUUUUGAGGAAUGCAGAAAUCAAUCAGCGUAUUUAUUAGUUGAUAUUAAUCAAAAACUUGGAGGUAUAACAGAAAGUUUCUUUGAGAAGUUAGGAUUAGAUGAAAACUAUUAGAAUUAAUUUAAUAAAUAGGAUUCAACACUAUUAUAAAUUGAUUAUCUUAUACCAAAUUUUUAAAAAUUUAUAGAAGAUAAAUAAUAAAAUACAAUAACUGAAAUAAGAUUAUUAAAGGAAGAACAUAUUUAGUAAUUUUAAACAGAGAUAAAUAGAUCUUAAAAUAAAUAGUAAUUAUUAAAUUAAAUUAACUGGUCUAAUAUUGAAUAAGUAUAUAUUUUUGAAGCAGAAAUAAAUAUUUAAUAUAAAGAUAUUUUUGGUUAUGAUUAUUUUAUAAUAGAAAUAAAAGAAAUUAAAUAAUUAAUAAACUCAAAAAGAUCAUAAGUAUCAAGUAAAAUUAGAAAAUAGGAAGGUUUAGAAGAAUUUUUUGAAUUAUCAGAAUUGUCUGAAAAUGAAGCAAUUGCAUAAUCUCCUAAGAUUUCUAAAUAGUAAAAUAAGUUCAAAAUAUGCUAUGAUUAAAAUUCAGAAGAUAUUAAAUUAAUUAAAAAAAUUGCAUAAGAUAUUGAGGAUAAAUAAUAAUAAUAAUAAUAAGAUAUAUCUUUUCUUUAAAUUAAUAUUCUUAGUCCCAAUUAUAGUAAUGCUUAAUGGUAAGAUUAAUCUUAGAUACCUUUAAAAAUAUAACAAAAAAGUAUGCAAUAGGAUUACUUUCAUAAAGAUAGUGAUAAAUCAAUUUCAGUUUACUAAUCAAAAAAUAUAAAAUUAGAAGAAUUAGAAGAAGAAUUUAAAAGUAGAAACACUAAAUAACAGAUUAGUGCUCAAAAUAAGGAAAUCUAAGGAGAAAAAGAAUAAUCUUCCUCUAGUAAUGCAUUUAUGGGAAUUAAAAAGUCAAUAUUUUAUAAAAAAUAUGAAACCAUAAUUCAAUUAAUUGAUCCAAUAACUCCAAGAACUUUGAAACUGUUCAUAUUACUUUAAGAACUCACUUAUUUAAUUGGAUUAACUUAUUUUAUCAUUAUUCUUUCUAGUGCAUAAGAAGAUCUAAAUAGAUUCAUAGGUGAAAUAGAUAUGAUCUAAUUGCAUGCAGGAAUAAUGAAUCCUCAUGAUUUGUAUCUCUAAAUAAGAUAACCAAUAAUUACAUAUAAUUCAUUUCUAACUGCAGGUAAAAUCACAUAAUUAGAAUUCAAAGAACUCACUGAUCCCUUGUUUGAGAAUGUUGGUAUUGGUUACUAUGAAUUUAAAGAAGGUUUUAUUUAUUGGUUGGGCAAUCAAUACUUGACUCCAUUUUUAAAGGAUAAAAAUAUAACAGUAUACUAUAUGAUGGAAAAUGGGUCUCAAACAUAACCGAUAACUUAAAAUAUUAGAGAAGCAUUAAUGGCUACUUUAUCAUAUUAUUAUGACUUUAAGUUGAGAUUUGAGGCAAGAUUAAGUACAGCUAAUUAAACAUAUUAAGUAUAUCAAUUUGCAAAUAUAUAUAAUUUUCAUUUUUGGUUGGAGGAUUUAACUAUGGAAGUAUAUGAAUACUCAAAGAAUAGAAGUAUAGAGGUAAGCAAUAAGUGGAAUAUGAUUUGGAUUAUUUAUUUAAUGGUCAAUAUUUGUCCUUUAUUUGCUAGUUUAUUUUAUUAUAGAAUAUUUAAUUCAAAAUUAGAUUAAUUUGUAAGUCUUUUUAAAUAUUGUUCAUCGUAUAAAAUGGAAUUAGAAUUGGAAAGAUUAAAAUAUAUAUUUAAAUGGUUAAAUAAAAACAGUGAUUUAGUAUUUAAUUAUUAAUUUAGUAUAGAAUAGAAGGAAGAGGAUAUAAUAAAAUAAAGGCAAGAGCAUGAAUAAUAAAAAAUUAAGGAUAUUAAAAUUUAAUAGUAGUUUAAAAAGAUAUCUUUUGGCAUCAAAUUUAUAUUUAUUAUAAUUGGUUGGAUGGUGUUUUUUGGGUUGAGUCUAGUAUCAAAUAUUUAAAUAGGAGAAUAUUUAAAUAAAUAUUCAGCCACAGCAGAUGCCUAUAAAUUAAUAUAAGAUAUGUCUUUAUAUGCUGGAACACUUUAUCGAAAUAGAGAUUUUGGUUUAGCCUUUGCAAAUUAUCCUUACUUGAGGCCUUUUGAUAAAGAGAAGUUUUAUUUUACAAUCAAUACUGGUUUAGAAACAAUAUCUAAAUUCUUAUAAUUCUCUUAUACUUUUGAUUCUAGUUAAUAUUAAACAUCUGAAGAAUUCUUUAUUUUUUUUUAAUCAUUGCAAGAAAACAAUAUAUGUAUAGUAUUAGGAGAUCAAAAUUUGGGGUUUUUAAAAUAAUAUUGUGAAAAGUCAUUGUAAGGUAGUUUAUUAUUAGGAUUAUUUCCAACAUUAAAAUUCAUAUCAAACUCCAUUUCAAGUCAGAUGUAGAUAAAUAAUUUUACAAAAAGAGUGGAAUAUAAUAAAUAUGAAAAUGAGGGUAGUCUUAUAGUAUUAAGAGCAUUUUAGUUGAUGAGCAAAUAAUUUAAAUUAGGUAUGGUCAAUGUAACAAAAUAAUAAAUUACUAUUUGCAAUACAAUCUCGAUUAUUUUUAUUGUUUAUUCAUUAUUACUGAUGGCCUAUUUUAUAUUCAUUUUGUUGUAAAAUUUAAGGAAUGAUUUAAAUUUAGCCAGAAGAUUUAUUUUAUUAAUACCAUCAACUGUGUUAUUUUUGGAUGAUUAAUUUGAUAGGCAUGUGAGAAUUCUAAUUGCAGGACAAGAUUAUUGA